AUGGCGAUGGCCUGGCCAAGAAUUCCCGCUCUUUACUCGCGCAAGCAGCACUGCAUGCCUUUCUCUAGUUUCGCUAUCGCCUGCCAUCCUCCCAGCGCUGCCGAUCCAACGAAACCCUGCGCCGGCGCAGGCGCGGGGGCAGUGGCGUGCUGCCACGAGGAGGGGGAUGGCGGGGGACGGCGGGGGGGCAGCGGGGGGCGGUGCGGGCUGUGCUCGAUGGUGGCGCGCGCGUUCCGCCGCGUGGUGUGCGGCGGCGCGGGCUCGAGUCGACGCAGCAGCGGCGAGGCCUACCAGGAGCUGACUGCGCCUGCGCAGGACGAGGAGAACGGGCUCGCGAGGGAACAUGGAAUCAGCAUAGAUGUUGGUGGAGAAAAUGUUACCUAUAUACCCAUCGGAACCCCAGCGGAAGUUUCCCCGUUCCAGCAGUCCUUUUCCAAGGAGGACUGGAUAUUGUUGGACGCCAUGGGGCCCGGCCCGUCCCUGUCGGCCACCGGGAAAUUCCUGACGAUGCACAAGCGACGUCGCAAAAAACUCACAACUCGAUCUUUGCUGCAAGAUCAUGCAAUACUUGAUGACAUUCAUCAUGGACAAGUCCAGAAAAUACUAGACCGCUGUGGUAAAUGGGCAUUCAAUGCCUUUACUCUAGAAACCGUGGCUGGUGGUAGGUCACUGCCCGUUCUAUGUGUUCAUUUGUUUCAUUGGUACGGCUUACUAGACUACUUCCAGUUAGAUGUUGUACGAGUAUGGAAACUAUUUGCGCUGAUAGAAGAAGGGUAUCAUAGCACUAAUCCUUAUCAUAAUUCCAUACAUGCGACUGAUGUAACUCAAGCAAUGCAUUGUUUUCUUCAAGAAGAUAAGAUUCGGCAACAUGUCACACCGUUAGAAAUUAUGGCAUCGCUUAUUGGUGCUGUUGCUCACGACUUAGAUCAUCCUGGUGUAAAUCAACAUUUUCUGAUAUCGACAUCGAACCAUCUUGCCAUUUUGUAUCAAAAUAAAUCGGUAUUGGAAAAUCACCAUUGGAGGUCAGCGAUUGGUUGUCUGUUAGAGAGCGGCUUGGCAGAGCAACUGAGGCCUUAUAGAACCGAAUUAGAGCAACAAAUCCGUGAGCUCAUAUUGGCCACAGACAUCAACAGGCAACCGGAAUUUCUGACCAGAUUCAAACGACAUUUGGACGAGGACAGCCUGGACCUGCGCAUGUCCGAGCACCGGCUGUUCAUAAUGCAGAUCGCGCUGAAAUGCGCCGACAUCUCGAACCCGACGCGGCCGUGGGACAUCUCGCGCAAAUGGAGCCUCAAGGUGUGCGACGAGUUCUUCCGCCAGGGGGAGUUCGAGAGGCAGCUGAACCUGCCGGUCACCUCCAUAUGCGACAGGCAGUCGACUUCCGUUGCCAGAAUUCAAGUCGGUUUCUUCAAGAUCGUCGUCACGCCCCUGUUCACCGAAUGGCACCGUUUCAUGCACAGCCGCCUCUCCACGCGCAUGAUGCGCACCUUGGAGGAGAACCAGCGGCGGUGGAGGGAGCUGGAGGCGGCCGAGCUGGAGGGGGAGACGAGCGUCGAGGCGUCGGUCGCUGUCAGCGACGACGACGACGGCUCGCCGAAGCGGUCCUCGGGGACGCCGAGUGUGCACGAUUUCAUCCCACCUCCGACAAGAGAAAUCCGCAGACAAUCUCUGGCCGUGCCCACGCCCGAAUCCCUGGGCGUGCGCCGGCACUCCGUCCCCGCCCACACGGACACGCCCCCGCCCCUGCCUCGCACCAUUCACCGCAGAGAGAGCCUGCCCACUGGCCGAGGGGCGGGGCUGGGGGCGGGGCGAUCGCCGGUCAGCCCGCAGGCGGUGUCGCGGGCUUCCAGCGGGCUGCGGGAGGAAGAGGAGGAGCUGCUGGGGUGGGGGUCGCCGGGGUCGGAGGGCUCGGAUGGCAGCCCGCUGCAUUCGUCAGAAGGCAGGAGGCCGGAUAGGCCGUUGAGCGCUGAGACCCUUUUGCCCGAGCCGAGCAUCGCGUCGAUGACGAGCAGCAGCGAGUCGGCCGGCAGGCUGACCUCCGUGCUGCAGGGCCUGCCCGCGCCUGCGCCCUGCAAGGGUCUCACCAGGCAGCAGACGUUCCCGCCGCCGCAGCCCUACAACCGCAUGCGCUACAUGUCGGCCACCGCCGAGAUGAGCGCCUGCCACGAGACGCCGUACGAAGAAGACAGUCGGUCGACCUCUUCACACGGCUCCCCCGAACACAUAUCAACCACCUCGAACGGCGCGCCGCAGUACACGAUCCCGUCCAUAGCGGUGCUGAGCCCGAAUGACGGCCGACCGCUCGAUGCGAUCGUUCAAGACCUUCCCCCACCCCGACCGGCCGCGCCCCAGCGGCCGGCGCCGGCCAAUCACAAGCGCGAGACGGAAGCGGCGGACGGCAAGGAGAAGACGUGCAAGAUGGUGAAGCUGUCCGAGCCGGAGCAGCGGCAGCAGAAGGAGAACGUCGAUCCGAGGAGAUCGGCGACGACGAGUUUGGCGAGACGAAGGGGAUCAGCUCCAGUGACACUUCCUUUAUCGAAGCCAGAUGAAAACAAACCUCCUGCAGGCGGGGGGUUGAUGCCAUCUGACACGCACUCUUUGAGACGAGGAUCAGUGCCAAUUGAAAUUGCUCAUUAUCAACCGUAUGACUACGAUGACGACCUGAUGCGCCAGCCGCUGAUCACGCCCGUGGAGACGUCCCGCUCGUUCUGGCAGUGCCAGCGUCGAGGCUCCGCCCCCCUGGCGUUGCCGCCCCUCGCCGGCCACGCCCUCACGCGUCACACCAGCCUCAACGGCAAGGCGGGGGGACGUCGCAACAAGCAGCUGCGCAGGCGCAGCUCUGGUGGGCCGGAGACGGUUAUGUGCGUGGCAGAGUCCCGUUCUGACGUCAUUUCGCGUCUGUUGAUGCACCACCACCAUCAACAACAACAACAACAACGUGCUUCCGCAGAGAAUGCAGACGCGCUGCUGGUUCGGCGCCGCGGCUCACUGCCCAUCGAAGUCCUCACUGUUGGCCAUUCCGUGUUUUGACGGUUACCCCUAACUCCAUUGGGGCUCCAUUGGACAUCGCCGUCCAACGUGCAAUAAGGACCAACACUCACUGACUGACAUCCACCUUCAUUAGAUAGCUCAUAGAAUCAUCAAGCAUCAUCUCUUGACAGAAAGCCAAAUAAUCAUGAAUGUUUCUAGUUGUCCCUUUGAUUGUUAGAGUUUUUCUGUUCAAAGUGUGCAGUGUAUGUUGACGAAAAUAGGUAGUCGGUAAUUCCUAUGAUAGGUGGUUUAUUUAUUCCUUUUAGGUUUUAAUUUAUUUUAAAUUUUUGUUGUGCGGAUACUUUUUAUAAUGUAUAGUUCGAGAAAAUUUGCGAUUUUGUGUACCUUAUUUUUAUUGUUCUUGUUAAGUUUGUGACGUUUUUGUGCAAUUUGAAAGACGAUUUUUGUAUGAAAAAAAAAAUAGGUAUUUGUAUUAAAUCGACUAUUACAAACCCCAACUUUUUUUACUAUCGGUUUUAUGUGCAUUUUGCAAGGAUUUUUAUAUCGAAACAUGCCUGUAUGUUACAAUAGUAAACUGGUUAACAAUUGAAAUGCAUCAACCGGUUUCAAGUUAACUCAAGGAAUUACUGGAAGAAAAAGAAUUGAGGAAUGAAUACAAUAUUUCGUGCUUACAAAAAGUUCAAUUGUUGAUCAGUAUUGAAAAAUAUCUUUGCAAUGACUGUAUCACUGAUCCAUUAUUGGAACAAAUUUCAGUAAUAGAUAACUGUUGAAUGUGGUUCAUUUUGUAAUGUGCUGUUUACUGUAUGUAUUGUAGUGGAUUGUUGGGGAACCUUAGAGAAAAAAAAGAGACUUAAGGGUUUUGUUGACUCUACGUUGUACAAUGCGAGAAAUUCAAGAGGCAACCCAAACUGGCCAACUAUCUGAGAUUCUGAGUAACAGUGUUAUCAGACUGCUGAAACUGAAUCAAGAAUAACAACUCUUCUGACCAUAUUGCAUAUAUUUUUCAAGUUAACAUAUACCGGGUGUCAACGAAUCUAUUAGACAAGUCAUAACUUCUAGACCAUUAGGUGUAUCAAAAUGAGAUUUGGUAUUGGUAAAUGGUAUGUGAAGAGGAGAGUUUUCACAUAUUUCUCACUUUCCGGUAACUUCCGGUUUCUCCGGAAAUGGCUCCGGUUCUAAAUUUUCAAAUGGAACACCCUGUAUAUUGUAACAUUUUUGGAUUUCUGAGACAAUUCUAGAUCAGAAUGUGACUUGUAUACAGGGUGUUCUCGACGUGCUUAACAUUAAUAUAAAAUCGGUUUUUCUCUGUCUCUAAUAGUUUUCGAACAAUUGUAGGAAAAAUAAAUGAACCUCAAAAUCGCUGAAAACUUCUUCAACACAUCUCAAUUCGUCUCCAGAAAAUUACUAUGAACUUGAUUUUGCAUUUCCAUAGUUUCUGUUAUAAAAAAAAAAUAUUUUUUAAAUCUUGGUACUAGAGAGCUGUGGUGCCUGAAGGGCGCUAAAUACCAAAUCUGAACGCUCUAGGACAAAGAUGAUUUUUGGGUCUUACAAUUGUUAUUUGUUUUACUAGGCAGAAAAGUACAAGAUUUAAUGCCACGGCUGGCGUAGCCGAUGCUAGGAAACUAGCCAAGGCAUUACAUUUUCAUGUCAUGUGAAACAUAUAUUUUUUUCUCGAAAUUCUUAUCAAUUUCAAGCAAAGUCCAAAUAAUCUAUCAUUUUUUGUUCACCCAGUCAUUAUCAAUUUUGAUUACCAAUUUGAUUCAAAUUACUUACCUAGGCAGUAUAACUUCGUCAUUUCUGCCUGUUAAGUGUCAUUAAAAAUCCACUUUUAAUAUCAUUUGGAGAAAAACCCCUUUAUAGAUUAUGGACUGGUCGAUGGGGUGCUCUCGAUAUGCUGAAGAAGGAACUGAAAUCAGUUUCUUUCUAUAUCUCUUAGUUUCUCAGAUAAUUGCAUUUGAAUAUGAAAAAAGAAAAGGGUGCGUUUUCCAUUACAACAUUUUGAUGGAAUGUUGAUGGAAAUCCAUCAAACUGUUGUAAUAAAAUGCGCACUUGAGUGAAUUUUAGGAUAUUUAUUAAAAAUAUUGUGGAAUUUCUGAAUUUCGAGAUCUUGAGAUUUUUGAAUAUGGAGUAUAAAUAAGUGUUAAUCAAUAAAAUCGUAUCAGCCUUUUCUAUUUCUGAAGAUACAUGACGACUGACACACAACGAAAUCCGUUUUUCCAUCAAAGUGUUGAAUAAUCCAUUUUUCCAACGUUCCAGCAUAAAUUCCAUCAGAACAAUUGGUGACGUCACGACUAAAAACCGCAUCUAUCAGUGUGCACUUUCUUUGAUGGAAUGAAAAACACGCUCAACCCAAUCAAACAUUUUCUUUUCCUCGGCAAAUUACGUGAACCACCAAAUCUAUCACUGCCGGAUCAGUCUGCAAACACACUGUUCAAAUCGCUACAUUCGGUGUUUUCCUCUUCCAAACCUCCAUUCCAAUAUCCACAGGCCUUACUAUUCAAUCUGACGAUCACAUCAACGUUGGCCAGUUUUUGAAUUUCUUGUUAUUUCAUGAUAAAAUAUAUUUCAAGUAAUCAAAACAAUCUUAGGAAAUAGUUGAUCUUCCCAGUUGUAACGUUAACUUCCUCUAAGUAAGAAAUUAUUUAUUUCACUUAUGAUAGGGUUAUCUUACAAAACUAUAUCAUUUCACCCACAACAAACUGGGAGUUGGAAACUUGUUGAAUAUUUAUCCACUUUACAAUAUUAUAUUAUGAUUUGAUUUGAGAAAAAUAUGCACCAUUUUUCUAUAAUCAAAUAAUGUUCCGGAAUUUGAAAAUUAAAAGGGGAAACCUCAGCUGGUACUGAACCUUCAACAACACUUUAUUAAAAUAAUCAUGAUAAUCAUAUUUCCCAGCUCAUUUUGGAAACUUAUAGUGUCUCCGAAGCUCUGUUGGGUUUAUCCAAGAGAACUUUUUUGUACAAUGUCGGAAACAUCAACUGUUGAAUUUCUCCAUCAGCAAAUUGAUCUAUCAUAUACUAACCCUGUUUUCAAGUGUCAAAAAUUCAACAGUGAGAAGCCUGAAGCUCAAAGGCCAAUGGAAAAAAAAAAUGUAUAAGUAUAGUUUAUCCAAAAACAAUUGCAGUCUCGUGCCGCCACUUCAAAGGGAACUUCAAACACGCCGACGCCGCACAGUGCCGGAUAUUCUGCAAUUGAUAUUGGAUGCCUUAUAACAUCCUGUACAAAUAUCCAACUCCCCCUUUGUGAACUGGGAUUUAACCAUACUUGAAACUGACCACAGAAUAAAACGAGGAUCAAAACAUUCACUUGGACUUUGCUACUGCACCCGAAGAUUUUCACUAAAAAACAAUUCGGGUUCGAUAAGAAAAUCCAACUGAACCUUAUGCCUACUUUUAGGACCACACAGUUGAACUAACAGGGUUAUUCAUAAGAUGUGUUUUUCAUAAGACUGCUUAGAGAUGAUUGUCAUUUAGGGAGGAAUACAGACAAGAGACGGGUCGAAUCUACCCCAUUGUUACGCUUAAAAUCUGAGUU
Molecule: messenger RNA, 6523 nt
Organism: Phaedon cochleariae (mustard beetle)
Lineage: Eukaryota; Metazoa; Arthropoda; Insecta; Coleoptera; Chrysomelidae
Source: the annotation of a GenBank genome assembly